Pipistrellus nathusii (Nathusius's pipistrelle) is the source of this 2172-nucleotide messenger RNA. NCBI's taxonomy places the organism in Eukaryota, Metazoa, Chordata, Mammalia, Chiroptera, Vespertilionidae. The record is from the annotation of a GenBank genome assembly.
AUGCUGUACUCCACAGCGGAAGGACCACCCCGGGGGCCAGAGGUGUAUUCGAUGUUCAUCGAUAAGGGCAUGGCGGCUCACAUCAGCCACAACAGACUCAAGGCCAACGGCAUGGGCCAACACCACAACGCCCAGAACUACAGGAACCAGAGCUACGAGGACCUGCGAGAGUUCUGUAUGAGGAAGGGGGUGCUGUUCGAGGACCCCGUGUUUCCUGCCGAGCCCACUUCUCUGGGCUUCAAGGACCUGGGCCCCAACUCCAAAAACGUGCAGAACAUCUCCUGGCUGCGGCCCAGUGAAAUCACAAGCAAUCCUCACUUCAUUUUGAACGGGGUCAGCCCCACGGACAUCUGCCAGGGGGUGCUCGGGGACUGCUGGCUGCUGGCUGCCAUCGGCUCCCUUACCACGUGCCCCAAACUGCUGUACCGCGUGGUGCCCAAGGGGCAGAGCUUCAAGAAAAACUAUGCCGGCAUCUUCCGUUUUCAGAUUUGGCAGUUUGGGCAGUGGGUGGACGUGGUGGUGGAUGACCGGCUGCCCACAAAGAACGGCAAGCUGCUGUUCGUGCACUCGGGCGAGCGCUCUGAGUUCUGGAGUGCCCUCCUGGAGAAGGCGUACGCCAAGCUGAGCGGGUCCUACGAGGCGCUGGCGGGGGGCAACACGGUGGAGGGCUUUGAGGACUUCACCGGGGGCGUGACCCAGAGCUUCCAGCUGCAGCGGCCCCCGAAGAACCUGCUGAGGAUGCUCCGGAAGGCCAUCGACCGGUCCUCCCUCAUGGGCUGCUCCAUCGACAUCACCAGCGAUAGCGAGCUAGAGUCCGUGACCAUGAGGAUGCUGGUGAAGGGACACGCCUACUCGGUGACCGGCCUCCGGGAUGUCCCCUACCAAGGCAAAACGGAAACCCUCAUUCGGGUCCGGAACCCCUGGGGCCGCAUGGAGUGGAACGGAGCCUGGAGUGACAAUUCCAGGGAGUGGGAAGAGGUGCCCUCGAACAUUCAGAAGCAGCUGCUGCACAGGAUGGAGGAUGGGGAGUUCUGGAUGUCCUACCAAGACUUCUUGAAGAACUUCACCUGCCUGGAGAUCUGCAGCCUGAUGCCCGACGUGCUCCUGGGCGACUGCAAGAGCAGCUGGCACACCACCUUCUACGAGGGCAGCUGGCGGCGGGGCAGCACGGCGGGCGGCUGCAGGAACCACACCGACACGUUCUGGACCAACCCCCAGUUCCGGAUCUCUCUGCCCGAGGAGGACGACGACCUGGACGAGGACGAAGUGGUCUGCACCUGCCUGGUGGCCCUGAUGCAGAAGAACUGGCGGCAGGCGCGGCCCCAGGGCACCCCACUGCUCACCAUCGGCUUCGUCCUCUACAAGGUCCCACCGGAGUUGCAGGACACCCAGGAUAUUCACCUGAAGAAGGACUUCUUCCUGAAGUACCCGGACCAUGGCUUCUCAGAGGUCUUCACCAAUGCGCGGGAGGUGAGCAGCCACCUGCAGCUGCCCCCGGGGGAAUACAUCAUCAUCCCCUCCACCUUCGAGCAGCACAAGGACGCCGACUUCCUGCUCCGGGUCUUCACUGAGAAGCACAGCGAGUCCUGGGAAAUGGAUGAAGCCAACUAUGCCGAGAUACUCCAAGAGGAGGUCAUCUCUGAGAGUGAGAUAGACCCGGACUUCAAGCAUCUGUUUGAAAUCGUGUCAGGAGGAGAGGACAAGGAGAUAGGCAUGUAUGAGCUCCAAAGGCUGCUCAACAGGGUCAUCUCCAAACUCAGAAACUUCAAGAGCAACGGCUUCGGCGUGGAUGUGUGCCGCUGCAUGAUCAACAUCAUGGACAAAGAUGGCUCUGGCAAGCUAGGGCUUCGGGAGUUCCAUCUCCUGUGGAAAAAAAUCAAGAAAUGGACGGACAUCUUUGAAGAAUGCGACCAGGACAGCUCGGGCACCUUGAACUCCUAUGAGAUGCGCUUGGCGAUCGAGAAAGCAGGCAUCAAGGUGAACAACAGGGUGACGCAGGUGAUGGUGGCCAGGUAUGCCAACGACGACAUGCUCGUGGAUUUCGACAGCUUCAUCAGCUGUUUCCUGAGGCUGAAGGCCAUGUUCUCAUACUUUCUAACGAUGGACCCCAAGAAUACUGGCCACAUCAAUUUGAACCUGAACGAGUGGCUGCAGAUAACCAUGUGGGGAUAG